GUAAGUUCCGUCUACUGCCGACUUCAAUGCCGCUCGUGCGCUAUUCACUAGAUAGUUUCUCGUGUCUUCACCUGUUCUCCCAACCUGCCAUACUUCUCCUUCUAUGUCCGUUCCUUAAGCCCGCAAAUUCCGGCAACCAAACGACAUCACAUCGCUGUGUUGAGGCAUUGAUCGACGUAGCCCAUUGCUACCUACCACCCAGCAAUGCCAUCGCCGGGCUAGAACAUCGGUCCGAUAACGUCCUUCAGACAUAUAUAUUCAGACACGUUCUGCUCUUCAACGACCAACCACCAGCAACACUCCCCAACCUCCUCAAACAUCGCAACCAUGGUUCAUACACUGCCCUUCGCCAACAUCCAAGUCCCCAGUCCCGGCUUUGGUGCCAUGGGCAUCAGCUUCGGCCUGGGAAACAACCUGACCCUCGAACAAGCCGAGCCCGUCCUGCUCAAAGCGAUUGAGCUGGGCUGCACCUUCUGGGACACGGCGGUCGUGUAUCAAGCGGGCGUCAACGAGAAGCUGCUGGGCGACUUUAUCCGCAAGCACCAGGUUCGCGACAAGCUGUUCAUCGCUUCAAAAUGCGGAUUCGAUGUCUUUGGGAAUGGCAGCGUCACCAAUUCUGCCGAACAUAUCAAGACGUACAUUGACGGCACGAUCGAGCGACUCGGCUUUGCUCCCGACCUGUACUAUCUUCACCGCAUCGACCCGAACACGCCGCUGGAAGAGUCCAUCCCCGCCCUCGACGAACUCAGAAAGGCAGGCAAGACCAAGUACAUUGGCCUCUCUGAAUGUUCCGCCAAAACUCUGCGGAAAGCAAACUCCAUCGCCAAAAUCGACGCCGUGCAAGCCGAAUACUCCGCCUUCGAAACGCUGCACGAAUCCGACGACCUAAUCACCACAGCCAAAGAGCUAGGCGUCACAUACGUCGCCUACAGUCCGCUCGGACACGGCUGGCUCGUCGAUGACUUCCCCUACGCCAGCCCGGACGACUUUGCCCCCGACGACUUCCGGCGCACCGUGCCCAAAUUCCAGGGCGAGAAUUUCUACAAGAACCGCGCGAUUGUCGAGGAGAUUAAGAAGCUUGCUUCUCGCAAGGGGUGCACUUUGACGCAGGUUGCGCUCGCGUGGGUGGCGGCGCAGGAUAUGAUUGCUAUUCCUGGCACGACGAAGGCGGGGCGACUCGAGGAGAACUGGGCUUCGAGGGAUGUGGUCCUGUCUGACGAGGAGAAGGCGGAGAUGCGGAGGAUUAUUGAUGCGGCGAAACCGCAUGGCAAUCGGUACAGUGAGAAGGCGCAGGCGAUGGUGGGCCAUUGA
This is a messenger RNA of Neohortaea acidophila, 1311 nucleotides long. RefSeq names its product NADP-dependent oxidoreductase domain-containing protein. The transcript has 4 exons. Gene Ontology annotation, cellular component: cytoplasm. The coding region runs from base 328 to 1311 and encodes 327 amino acids. NCBI's taxonomy places the organism in Eukaryota, Fungi, Ascomycota, Dothideomycetes, Mycosphaerellales, Teratosphaeriaceae. The record is from RefSeq and is a predicted model, not a curated record.